UUUGAAGCCCCUCCUAAGUUCCUAACCCACAGCACCAACACCACCAGCAACAACAACGCAGAGAACACAGGGAGAUUUUCUCGAUGGAUUCAGACUACGGCAUUCCCAGGGAACUCUCCGAUCUUCAAAAACUCAGAUCCCUCUACCAACCCCUACUCCCUCCUUGUCUUCAGGGAACCACUGUCAGGGUUGAAUUGGGUGAUGCAACUACUGUGAUAGACCCCAAUGAUGCCCACAGCAUAUGCCGAUAUUUUCCCCACACUUAUGGUCAGCCCUUGGCUCACUUUCUCAGGGCAACAGCAAAAGUACCAGAUGCUCAGAUUAUAACUGAGCAUCCAGCAAUUAGGGUGGGAAUAGUCUUUUGUGGGAGACAGUCUCCUGGAGGACAUAAUGUUAUAUGGGGUCUUCACGACGCUCUUAAAAUCCACAACCCUAGUAGUACUUUACUUGGAUUUCUAGGUGGUUCAGAAGGUUUAUUUGCAAAGAAAACUCUUGAGAUAACAGAUGACAUUCUUUCAACCUACAAAAAUCAAGGUGGUUAUGAUUUGCUGGGACGGACAAAAGAUCAAAUUAGAACAACCGAGCAAGUUAAUGCUGCCUUAACUGCAUGUAAAGAUUUGAAAUUGGAUGGCCUUGUCAUUAUUGGAGGCGUGACAUCAAACACUGAUGCUGCUCAGCUCGCAGAAACAUUUGCUGAGGCAAAAUGUGCCACAAAGGUGGUUGGUGUACCUGUCACUCUGAAUGGAGAUCUCAGGAACCAAUUUGUGGAAACUAAUGUUGGUUUUGACACAAUAUGUAAGGUCAAUUCCCAGCUCAUCAGUAAUGUUUGCACUGAUGCACUCUCUGCAGAGAAGUAUUAUUAUUUCAUCCGACUCAUGGGUCGGAAGGCAUCACACGUUGCUCUAGAGUGCACCCUCCAGUCCCAUCCGAACAUGGUUAUUCUUGGGGAGGAGGUGGCUGCAUCAAAGCUUACUAUUUUUGAUAUCACAAAACAAAUUUGUGACGCAGUUCAAGACAGGGCAGGACAAGACAAGUACCAUGGGGUUAUCUUACUACCAGAAGGGCUUAUAGAAAGCAUUCCUGAAGUUUAUGCUCUUUUGAAGGAAAUCCAUGGUUUGCUCAAGCAAGGUGUUUCUACAGAUAACAUUUUUUCUCAACUUUCACCCUGGGCAUCUGCUUUGUUUGAAUUUUUGCCUCCCUUUAUUAGGAAACAGCUGCUCCUUUACCCUGAAUCAGAUGAUUCCGCACAAUUAUCCCAGAUCGAGACAGAGAAACUUUUUGCACAUCUUGUGGAGACUGAAAUGAACAGGCGUCUGAAAGAAGGCACAUACAAAGGGAAGAAAUUUAAUGCUAUCUGCCACUUCUUCGGUUAUCAGGCUCGGGGGUCAUUACCAUCAAAAUUUGAUUGUGACUAUGCCUUUAUUCUUGGGCAUAUCUGCUAUCAUAUUUUAGCUGCUGGUUUGAAUGGCUACCUGGCAACUAUAACUAACCUGAAGAAUCCAGUGAAGAAUUGGCGUUGUGGUGCUGCUCCAAUUACAGCAAUGAUGACUGUGAAGCAUUGGUCUCAAAGCCCGGGGGCCUUGUCAAUAGGAAAACCUGCCAUUCAUCCAGCAACUGUGGACUUGAGAGGCAAAGCAUACGAUCUGUUGAGGCAAAAUGCAUCAAAAUUUUUGAUGGAUGACAUAUACAGAAAUCCAGGACCUCUUCAGUUUGAUGGUCCUGGUGCUGAUUCUAAGGCUGUAAGUCUAUGCGUUGAAGACCAGGAUUACAUGGGCCGCAUCAAGAAAUUGCAAGAAUAUCUUGAUAAGGUACGAACUAUUGUAAAGCCAGGGUGUUCACAGGAUGUUCUGAAAGCAGCUUUGAGUGUCAUGGCUUCUGUGACAGACGUUCUCUCGGUGAUGGCUUCCCCGUCAUCCAACCAUUCUCAACAAAUAUAGUUAUUCUCGUUUAAAUGUGAUGUGCACGUAACUUAAAUACCAAAAUAAUUGUGAUAUCACCCACUUUUUUCAAAUAUUUACAUCCUGAAAUUGUAGGUGUGGAACUGAAUUUGAUCUUUGAUUUAGUUUUUCUUUCUUUCUUUUUUUUUUUUUGAAAAAAAUAAUCGAGGAUUGUAUUUUAAGUUCUGGAAGAGAUGAAGUUUUGUUUUUUUAUUAUAGAGACUUAGUUUUAUGUGGUUUGAAGCUUC
Juglans regia (Persian walnut) is the source of this 2185-nucleotide messenger RNA. RefSeq names its product pyrophosphate--fructose 6-phosphate 1-phosphotransferase subunit alpha. Gene Ontology annotation, biological process: glycolytic process; response to glucose; photosynthesis. The record is from RefSeq and is a predicted model, not a curated record. Gene Ontology annotation, molecular function: 6-phosphofructokinase activity; ATP binding; diphosphate-fructose-6-phosphate 1-phosphotransferase activity. The transcript is spliced from 19 exons. Gene Ontology annotation, cellular component: cytosol. NCBI's taxonomy places the organism in Eukaryota, Viridiplantae, Streptophyta, Magnoliopsida, Fagales, Juglandaceae. Bases 84 to 1937 code for a protein of 617 amino acids.